CUCCGCCCGCAAUGCCUGAGCCAGCGAAGACCGCGCCCAAGAAGGGCUCCAAGAAAGCCGUCACCAAAGCCCCCGGCAAGGGCAAAGGCAAGCGCCGAAAGGGAAGGAAGGAGAGCUACGCCAUCUACGUGUACAAGGUGCUGAAGCAAGUGCACCCCGACACCGGCAUCUCGUCCAAGGCCAUGAGCAUCAUGAACUCCUUCGUCAACGACAUCUUCGAGCGCAUCGCCUCCGAGUCCGCCCGCCUGGCUCAAUACAACAAGAGAUCCACCAUCACGUCCAGGGAGAUCCAGACCGCCGUGCGCCUCCUUCUUCCCGGCGAGCUGGCCAAGCACGCCGUCUCUGAGGGCACCAAGGCCGUCACCAAGUACACCAGCUCAAAGUAAAGAUCCCCGCCAUCUCCUCAAACCAAAGGUUCUUUUAAGAGCCACCCACUCCUUCUAAAGCGUCAUCUCCUGCUGCGGGCGUCGUGGUGGCCAUUUUGUGUCUAACAUGGAGGACGCGUUUCCUUCCACACAAAGGAGCCGUACAUCAUUUAAUGGGACAUAAUUUAUUAAAGUAUUGAUGGCGCUUACUAAGAAUUAUAUUUGAUAAGAACAUUGAAAUGAAACUAGUAAUAUGAGCGCCAUAUUAUUUACAUAGCAGUAAAUAAAAACGAAUUCAAUGGAAACAUGUCUAUAUUAGGGCUGGGUAACAUUGACAUUUUAAUCAAAGUUAAUCGCACUAUUUCUCUGAUUAAUCGCCAUUAACUGCAUUGUAUACACAAAGCCCAAUAAUGAAUUCAAAAGUAGUGUG
Molecule: messenger RNA, 795 nt
Organism: Nerophis ophidion (straightnose pipefish)
Lineage: Eukaryota; Metazoa; Chordata; Actinopteri; Syngnathiformes; Syngnathidae
Product: histone H2B-like
Exons: 1
Coding region: 12-386 (124 amino acids)
Cellular component (GO): nucleosome
Molecular function (GO): DNA binding; protein heterodimerization activity; structural constituent of chromatin
Source: RefSeq, a predicted model, not a curated record